AUGUCAUCCCCUCGGGGCGACGAUGGAAAGUGGACUGACUCGGAGGCGAGCAGUGAAAGUACUCUGCUGCUGCUGAUCGUAUGCUUCCUGGCCGUGGCGAACUCCAGUCCCCUCUUCGGGAUUCUCUUCCCCAACUGGGGCACGGGCAAUCAGCUGCAACGGACCUGGGGCGGGCCUUUGAAACCGCUGAAAGGUCUUCACCCGGCUUACCAAAAGAUCGAGUAUCGGGCACCUUACUAUGACAAACACGGUUACGGCAGAAUCCUUUAUGGAUAUGGUGGAAGGAACGUGUACAAAUACACCGAAUUUACCCCCAUCGAGGGCUUCUACAGAUAGAGCCAGCGAGGCAGCCGAUUCCAGGAAGCGUGACCAGUCUGCCAUUUUAAAUUUUUACUUGAAGGGGUCCGCGCUUAUUUCGUGUCUGUGAUAUUGUGCUUCCUUGUCUUUUUUCGGGGGAGAAACGCGUGCAUCUUUUCGCGCAUGUCGAUGUGCCCAUUCCAUGUUGCUCAGCCUCGCUCUAUUUGUUAUUCCUUCCAUCGUUGACCUAUUGUUUUCGAGACUAAAUCGGGACUUGCGUAUUAUUUUUCGCCUUAUUUUUCUCGUGUCCAUGUAUUCGUAAUAGAAUUGAGAACAUGAA
Messenger RNA from Darwinula stevensoni, 637 nucleotides. The record is from the annotation of a GenBank genome assembly. Lineage: Eukaryota; Metazoa; Arthropoda; Ostracoda; Podocopida; Darwinulidae.